AUGGCGGCCGGUGCAAACAAUGAUGAUAGCAACAGCGCUCCUGGUGACCAACUCUCUGUCCUGCCAGAUGAACUUUUACUGCACAUCUUCGAAACACUGGGGCGAUCGUCGAGAAAGAGCUUAUGCAAUGUAUCUCGCUUGAACAAGAAGUACCACAGACUGAGCGAUGCGGUGCUCUACAAGAGCAUUCUUUUCGAGACACCAGAGUUUCACCUCACAUUCAGCGAGUCAUUGAGUCGGCGGCCACGACGCGGAUCCGCUAUUUACGAGGUCAAGCUGUCGUACCCCUCGUCAGAGCUCUCCCAUCUGGCGCUGGAUGCGCCAGUUCACAACUCAUAUCUGGAUCCAACACGUGUCGAUGGUCUCUCACGCACUUUAUCAAUCAUGUCGAAUCUGGAAAAGCUCGACAUCUCCGUACCAGAUGUGCUUCUGCACGGUAUCGGGACACUUUUCAAUGGGCCAUUUGAUCUGGCAUGUCUCAAAACGUGUUCCUUGUUCUACCAGUGUGCCAACGAUGCGUACUGGGAUCUCAGAGAGAACAUACACAUCUUCGCUCACCCCACUUUGGAGACUUUAAUCAUCAGAAGAGCAAAGCUUGAUGAGCGCGGGUUCGACUUUAUCGAACGGCCACACGUCACGGCUCUAAAGAGGUUGCAUCUGGUCGAGUGUGAUAUCAACGAUGACGCACUCGCAGAUGUGCUCGAGUUCCCAGAAGCGCUUGAAGAAUUUGUCAUGACACAGACGGAAGAGCCCGAGCCUGAAUUAGAAGAGAGCUCUGAUAGCUUGAGCGAUUACAUCAUUGCGCUCAAGUCGCAGGCAGAGUUUUUGAAAAGCAUCACCUUCGACUCUCCCACGCUACACAACCGAAAAACGUUGCGACUCCGCGAAUUCGAGGCUUUGAAGACGCUAAGACUCAAUUGGGAUCAUCAGCUAUUUGCAAAGUCGUCAAAGAAACCUCGACUCCACUCAGUCGGCUUUCCGCCCGAAAUGGAGACCUUGGAGUUCUUCAACGAACUUGGCACUGACAGCGAAGUCACUGACUUGUUCGUUGUCGCAAUCGAGAGCAAGGAGAUCAUUGCCAAGACUUGGAAAACCAUGGUGGUGGUGGAAGGCGAUGAAGGCGUUCCCCUAGCGAUCAAAGAGGCAUGCAGGACAGUGGGUUUGCAACUUGACAUCAUCGGAGCAAUGGACACAGAUACAGACACGUACACAGGUACGGACACAGAUGAUGAUACGGACGCGGAGACGGACGAAGAAUAGACCAAAAUAGACCAAGAUGGAAUUGGAGUAGAAAUUAUGCAAUAGAAGCAAUAUCAGC
Messenger RNA from Parastagonospora nodorum SN15, 1318 nucleotides. RefSeq lists its product as hypothetical. The transcript has a single exon. Gene Ontology annotation, molecular function: protein binding. NCBI's taxonomy places the organism in Eukaryota, Fungi, Ascomycota, Dothideomycetes, Pleosporales, Phaeosphaeriaceae. The coding region runs from base 1 to 1260 and encodes 419 amino acids. The record is from RefSeq and is a predicted model, not a curated record.